CCCUCUCUCGAAAAAAAACCCCUCUCUCCCCUGCCUCUCCAAGAGAUAACACAGGACAGGAAAGCAGGCGCAGGUACUCGCGGUCCGCCUUCUUCGAAUCCAUCUGCCUUCCCUGAGCUAGCGGGUUUCUCGGUGGAGAUUGCGCCCGCAAGAUGCAGUAGGGGUUGCAAUCCCACUGGCCGACCAGGGGUCAUGGCGGCGCCGCCAAGCGCGAGCAUGGGUCUGCUCAAUUUGGGCGGGUGCGGAGUUUUGCUCCCUUCCUUGCAGCCUAGUUCAGUCCCACACGGGUUUUUGGUCCUUAGAAGGGACAUCCCAGUGUUGCCUUUGAACUGGGGUUUGGUGAGAAGAGGUAGGGUUCUCGAUGCUGGUUUCGGGGCUGCGAGUGCGCUGGCUGGCGAGGCUGGUACCGGUUCAUCGGAGUUGCGGCACAUCGAGAAGGAGCUGACGUUUAGCCCGACAUUCACCGACUAUGUGAAGAUGAUGGAGUCGGUGAAGUUGGACAGGAGCAAGAGUUCCCAAGGAGGUGAUUCGGACGGCCGGAGCUCUAGGAGGAGGUUCGUGGGUGAUGGUGAUGCAUCAGUUGGUCGGCGAGUGGAUAGGGAGUUGGGUGAUCCAAGGAAUCAAUCAUUUGAGAGAAAAAGAGGGGCUCAUAGGGACAGAGGGAGUGAGAGAGGUAGGGAAGAGAGAUCGGCGAACAAUGAUAUUGCAAAGAAUUUUACUGGAUUGGUGGAGAGAAGAAUGUCGACUGAUGCUGAAAAUAGCAGUUAUAGACAGGGAAAGGUUGAAGAAUAUGUACAGAGAAGAAUAGUUAGAGGCGAGCGGAGCAAAACUGGAGAUAGCACGGAUAACAAUGGCCGCAGGCAAUUUGCAUCAUAUGUGAAGACUAAAGAUAAUAGAGAUAGCAUGGUUGAAUCAGCAGGGAACAGGCAUGCCCAUUCAAAUGCACGGAAGGAUUUACAAGAACGGGCAACUUCUAUUGUAAGUCGUACUUCUGUCACUCGGGAUAGCAACAUUUUAUUGGAGAACCCAAAGUCCACAUUAAAUGAGGGAAAAGGAGAUUUUACCAACAGAAGAAUUAAAAAUAUACACGAACAGGACUUCAAAUAUCCUAGAGAGAGAAAAAUUUCCAGUAGCAAGGUCAAUUCUGACAGUAAGUUUCAAAGAUACCAGCAUAAAGUAGAAAGUGCAGGAAGAAAUCUUGUAGUUGGUAGGUUUAGAGGUAGUGACACGGGAUAUAGCAAACCUACUGUAAGCAUGCAAACAGUGUCUGAGAAUUAUGGUCAUCCAAGAUAUGGUUUGGAGCAUGGAAAACCUGAAACAAUUCGAACACAGAAAGGGGAAAAUGUUCAGUUGGGGAAGUUUGUUAGGAGAGAUUCAGAAGCCGUAAUUGAUGACAGGGCUGCUUUCAAGACUUUUGAGGUAUUCACUGAUGUGAGGAACAGACCACGGGUUCUUCAAAUGGAAAUAGAAGAGAGAAUUCAGAAAUUAGCUAGCCAGCUCAAUGCUACAGAUGUAAAUACUCCGGAGUGGAAAUUCUCUAAGAUGAUUCAUGAUGCACAAAUCAAAUUCACUGAUCACUCUAUACUAAGAAUUGUUCAAAUAUUGGGUCGAUAUGGAAACUGGAAACGUGUUCUGCAAGUUGUUGAGUGGCUUCAAUCACGUGAAAGAUUCAAGUCUUACAAGAGCAGGUAUAUUUAUACAACAGUGCUCGAUGUUCUUGGGAAGGCGAAGAAACCUUUUGAGGCAUUGAAUGUAUUUUACACCAUGCUGGACCAAAUGUCUUCUUAUCCUGACAUCGCAGCUUAUCAUUGUAUUGCUGUGACUCUUGGGCAAGCUGGUCUUGUGAAAGAACUAUUUGAUGUGAUUGAUUGCAUGCGUUCUCCUCCUAGGAAGAAGUUUAUGGCGGGCCCUGUUCAGAAUUGGGAUCCUCGGUUGGAGCCAGACCUCAUUGUAUACAAUGCGGUUUUAAAUGCUUGUGUGCAACAAAAGCAAUGGGAAGGAACAUUCUGGGUACUGCAACAGUUGAAAGAGAAGAAUAUUCGCCCAACAAAUACAACAUAUGGUCUUGUGAUGGAGGUAAUGCUUGUUUGUGGCAAGUAUAACUUGGUGUAUGAGUUCUUCGACAGGGUGAAGCAAAAAUCAAUUCCUGGUGCUUUGAACUAUAAAGUUCUCGUAAAUGCACUUUGGAGAGAAGGAAAGAUUGAUGAAGCAGUGAUGGCCGUGAAGGAUAUGGAAAAACGUGGAAUUGUUGGUUCUGCAAGUCUCUAUUAUGACCUUGCUCGGUGCCUUUGCAGUGGAGGGCGUUGCAAAGAAGCACUUCUCCAGGUUGAGAAGAUAUGCAAGGUUGCAAACAAACCCCUGGUUGUUACCUACACAGGACUUAUUCAAAUUUGCAUAGACAGUGGAAGUAUGGAAAAUGCUAAAUAUAUAUUCAACGAAAUGUGCAGCUACUGCUCACCUAAUAAUGUGACUUGUAACAUCAUGCUGAAGUCAUACAUUGAACAUGGAAUGUUUGAAGAUGCAAAAGAUCUACUGGAGAAUAUUCUAAAUGGCAGGAUAGGGAGCAAACUGGAUUCUAGUCAAACAGCAGAAGCUGACAAGUUUACUUUCAAUACUUUCCUGGAGGCUUGUGCUGAAGCAAAGAAGUGGAAUGACUUUGAGGAUGCAUUUCGCAAAAUGUUAUCUAAUGGCUACCACUUUGAUGAACGAAGGCACCUCCGUAUGGUACUUGAUGCCUAUAGGAAUGGGAAGGAACAGCUUCUGGAAAAUAUAUGGGACUACCUGUGUCACCAUGGCCGGGUUCCACCUGUCCCUAUGAUAAUGGAAAGAUUUUGCUUAAAAUUGAGACAAGGUGACACAACGACAGCACUCUCCUGCAUCAGCAGCUUCCAGGAGAGCAAGAUACGCAGGGUUUCCUCCAUGUCAUGGUUCAAUCUGCUGAACCGUAAUGCGGAUCGCCUGAAGGAGGAAAGCAUCGCCAAGCUUGUCCACGAACUCAACAACUACGCAAGCUCAGGGAGUACCUGUGAUUCGUUGUACCAAAACAUUCUGAGCAGUUGUACAGAAUUCCUUUCUGGUGGAAAAGCGCCUUCUGAUGCACAGAUGCCUUUAUGUAAUCCUUAACCACUAUGUUGGCCUAUUGCCAUGUAAGUUCGGUUCAGUGGGAACCACUGGUUGACUUCAUGCUCUUUUCCAAGGAACUGCUAGUGGAAGCAGGAAGCUGAAGGCUAACUUGAUUACAGUACAGGAGUAGUAGCACUAGCAUCUGGUUGGUUAGCUGUUGACUUUUUGUUGCGGUUGGAUAUUGGCAGAAGCAGCAUUUGACAGCAUCUCGUUGGUUCCUACCCUUAAUAGGGAUUCAUCAGUAUAACAGUGACAGUCUCAA
Molecule: messenger RNA, 3385 nt
Organism: Brachypodium distachyon (stiff brome)
Lineage: Eukaryota; Viridiplantae; Streptophyta; Magnoliopsida; Poales; Poaceae
Product: pentatricopeptide repeat-containing protein At1g30610, chloroplastic
Exons: 9
Coding region: 193-3123 (976 amino acids)
Biological process (GO): chloroplast organization
Cellular component (GO): chloroplast
Molecular function (GO): protein binding
Source: RefSeq, a predicted model, not a curated record